Nestor notabilis (Kea) is the source of this 982-nucleotide messenger RNA. It is a transcript of the gene POLR1C, whose product is annotated as polymerase (RNA) I polypeptide C, 30kDa. Lineage: Eukaryota; Metazoa; Chordata; Aves; Psittaciformes; Psittacidae. Gene Ontology annotation, biological process: DNA-templated transcription. The transcript has 6 exons. Bases 12 to 794 code for a protein of 260 amino acids. Gene Ontology annotation, cellular component: RNA polymerase III complex; RNA polymerase I complex. The record is from RefSeq and is a predicted model, not a curated record. Gene Ontology annotation, molecular function: protein dimerization activity.
AGGUGCCAACGAUGGCUGUAGAGAAAGUCUUUGUGUACAACAACACAUCCAUUGUGCAGGAUGAAAUUCUGGCUCAUCGCUUGGGCCUUAUCCCUAUCCGAGCAGAUCCACGGCUCUUCGAAUAUAGAAACCAAGGAGAUGAAGAAGGCACAGAAAUUGAUACUCUGCAGUUCCAGCUGAAAAUAAAAUGUAGCCGAAACCCUCAGGCAGCCAAGGAAUCAUCUGAUCCUAAUGAAUUAUAUUUCAAUCACAAAGUGUACAGUAAACAUAUGACGUGGGUGCCCUUGGGGAAUCAGACAGACCUCUUUCCAGAUGCUGACUUCCGACCUGUUCAUGAUGACAUCCUCAUUGCACUGUUGCGGCCUGGCCAGGAAAUAGAUGUGCUUAUGCACUGCGUCAAGGGUAUAGGUAAAGAUCAUGCCAAGUUUUCUCCUGUGGCCACAGCUAGUUAUCGACUGCUUCCUGACAUUACUCUCCUGCAGCCUAUUGAGGAUGAGGCAGCUGAGAUGUUGCAGAAGUGCUUUUCCCCUGGAGUCAUUGAGAUCCAGAAUAUCAAGGGAAAAAAGGUGGCAAGAGUAGCCAAUGCACGGCUGGACACGUUCAGCAGAGAAGUUUUCCGUCAUGAGAGUCUGAAAAACCUUGUACGCCUGGCAAGAGUACGGAAUCAUUACAUCUUUUCAGUGGAGUCAACGGGUAUCUUGCCUCCAGAUGUGCUGGUGAGUGAAGCCAUCAAGAUCCUGAUUGGAAAGUGUCAGCGCUUCCUGAAUGAGCUGGACUCAGUGCCUAUGGAGUGAGCAGGCUGGGAAGCAUAUCCCUGCACCGUUUUUGGCUUCUUGCACCUGCCUGCAGGAGUGAUUCCUCUUGCAUCGGCAAGAGGUUUGAGAUGGGCUUGUUAGGAGUCCUAGGACCACCUCUUUGAAUUUGCUUUCUGUUAGUAAUGAGCCUCAGUGAGGAGAUGCACUAAAAUAAAGGCUUUUCUUUA